Molecule: messenger RNA, 2039 nt
Organism: Neltuma alba
Lineage: Eukaryota; Viridiplantae; Streptophyta; Magnoliopsida; Fabales; Fabaceae
Product: probable N-succinyldiaminopimelate aminotransferase DapC
Exons: 2
Coding region: 27-1247 (406 amino acids)
Biological process (GO): biosynthetic process
Cellular component (GO): cytoplasm
Molecular function (GO): L-kynurenine:2-oxoglutarate transaminase activity; pyridoxal phosphate binding
Source: RefSeq, a predicted model, not a curated record
GGAAUUUCCCGUCUUUUCUUUCGGCCAUGUCCACCGGCAAAGAGCUCGUUCCCAAUCACAAUGACACCUUUCAGAAGACCCAGCAACCUUUGCAGGUUGCAAAGCGCUUAGAGAAGUUCAAAACAACAAUCUUCUCCCAAAUGAGUAUGCUUGCCAACAAACAUGGGGCCAUAAACCUUGGUCAGGGAUUUCCCAACUUUGAUGGUCCAGAGUUUGUAAAGGAAGCUGCAAUUCAGGCCAUAAGGGAUGGGAAAAAUCAGUACGCCCGGGGUCCUGGAGUUCCUGACCUGAACUCGGCCAUCGCAGAUAGAUUUAAGAAAGAUGCUGGGCUUACGGUGGACCCUGAAAGAGAAGUUACCGUUACCACUGGAUGCACAGAAGCAAUUGCUGCGACCGUGUUGGGAUUAAUAAAUCCUGGUGAUGAGGUUGUCCUAUUUGCUCCUUUUUAUGAUUCUUAUGAGGCCACUCUUUCCAUGGCUGGUGCUAAAAUAAAAUGCAUCACUUUGCGCCCUCCAGACUUUGCUGUCCCCUUUGAAGAACUGAAGUCUACCAUCUCAAAUGGUACCCGUGCCAUUCUCAUAAAUACACCUCACAACCCAACUGGAAAGAUGUUCACGCGAGAGGAGCUUGAUGCUAUAGCAUCUCUAUGCAUUGAAAAUGAUGUUCUGGCUUUUGCUGAUGAAGUUUAUGAUAAGUUGUCUUUUGAUAUGGAUCACGUUUCUAUAGCUUCUCUUCCUGGAAUGUUUGACAGGACAGUAACAAUGAAUUCUCUGGGAAAGACGUUCUCGUUAACCGGGUGGAAGGUUGGAUGGGCAAUAGCACCCCCUCACUUGACAUGGGGUCUGCGACAGGCACACUCUUUCCUCACUUUUGCCACCUGCGCUCCCAUGCAGUGGGCAACUGCAGCAGCUCUCAGAGCGCCAGAUUCUUACUUUGCGGAUCUCAAGAGGGAUUAUAUGGCAAAGAGGGAGAUUUUGGUGGAUGGAUUGAAGGCUGUUGGUUUUAAAGUGUUCCCGUCCAGUGGAACUUACUUUGUUGUGGUGGAUCACACACCUUUUGGACUGGAAAAUGAUGUUGAAUUCUGUGAAUAUCUAAUUAAGGAGGUGGGAGUGGUGGCAAUUCCUACCAGUGUAUUUUACUUGAAUCCGGAAGAGGGAAAGAAUCUAGUCAGAUUUACUUUCUGCAAGGAUGAGGAAACUCUAAGGGCUGCAGUUGAAAGGAUGAAAGGAAGACUGAAAAGAAAAUGAUCCGGAUAAAAGGUUUGAGAUGGUUGAACCCUAAUAAGCCAUGGGAUGCACUAUAUAUGUUACAGCACGGAAAUAACGUAUGAGAGGCAUUUUUCUCCACUGGGAGCUUUCAUUGUAGGAUAGUAGUAACUUCUGUGUGCCUGAAGUGAGAACCAGCAGAUGCUCAUUAGUCUAGUCAUUAUUUGUUAUCAAGGGCUUUUUAUAAAAUUCCAAUGUUAUUGUGGCUAUUUGCUGGUGACAAAUGAAGGGUAGGAAGGACAUGUACAAUAAUCAAUAAUAACCGGGAUCAUGAACUCCUGCGGAGAAAUCACCAACUCUUUUCAGUUAAGGUUUAUGUUUCUCCAUGUUGAUAAUCCAUUUUUUGUUAGGUUGUCUUAAACCCGGCAUUUUCUUUGUCCGGGAGGCGUGUUGUAUAGGAGCAUGUUAUUCUCUUGGCCAUUGUGCUUCAUGAAGCUCAACAGCAGUCAUGUUCUUGAGGAGUGGAGAUACAGAACACACCACGCUCCGAUCUAAUUUUGCCUUGUUUGGCAAGUUUGAAAAGGAAAAGAAAAAACUGGCCAGAAGCAAAUGGAAAGAUGAGUUGACAUGGCAUGAUCUGCCUCUCCGUCACAUUAAUUUCUUGUUCUGUUUUGGGUUCGUAGCGAGGAUGAUGUAAAGAAAUGCGCAGUAGGGGGUAUGUCUUAUCUGAGUUAUAAUUGCUGCAAUAAGAUGUUGCCAUGGAAUAAAUUUUGCCGUUUUAUGUAAUUGCCAAGGUUUUUAAAACGUUCAGCCGCGGCUGAGCUUAGACGCGAA